CUUGGCACAAGGGUCCUGGGCACAAGCCCCAAAGCGGGCUCUGCUUAUUUCAACGGAGCUGUUAGGUUACGCUCCGGAGCUGGCAAGGGGGUGCGUGGUACGCACACGGGGGGGGGAGUGCCCCCUGCAAGGUCCUGUUUGCUGCCUUCACCCUGGCUGGCCCGGGGGGAGGCCGAUGCCAAGAGGGAUCCAGGGAUCCAGAGCGUGGUGGGAAUUAUGGGCAGGCAUUCCUUGGGAUGGGGGAGGGGGGGCAACUAGAGCUUGCAGUAGCUCUCCCCCCUCCCCUCCCCCCCGGGGGGGGGGCUUUGGCGGAAUCUUCCGGAUUCAGGAGGCUCCGCCGGGCCUUGCGAGGCUGCCGGGCUGCAUCUCCCCAGCAACGGAGAUGGCAUUAUACAGUUCCCAUGGAAACUCCGGCGGCGGCGGCGGCGGAGGCGCAGCAGCGGCAGCAUCAUUCGGGCAGGCGGGCAGGGAGCCGGCGGUGGCGCUUGGCAGCUUCGCGGAGCUGCGGCGCUCUUUGUCUGCCUGCCUGAGCGGCCGGGCGAGGGCUCCGGGCUCCCGGGGAGGCGCGCUGCAAGCCCGGCGGCGGAGCCCACCUUCCCAGCGCCCCAGGACCGGGUGGCGGAGCCGGGCGGGCGGCUGGCACUUCCGUGCCCGGCCUGAGAGGCACUCAAGAGCCGGAGAGCGGGGCUGAGGCCGGGCGAGGGCUGCAGCAGCCCCGCCGCCCCCGCCGCCCCCCACAACAGCGCAGCAGCGGCGGCGGCAGCAUCAGGCGUCCUGGGAUGCCCUCCGGCGCUCGCAUGCCCCACCAGGGGGUUCCCAUGGGUCCCCCGGGCCCCCCUUAUGUCGGAAGCCCCUCCGUGCGCCCCGGGAUGCCACCGGCGGUGAUGGAGCCCACGCGCAAGCGGGCGGCCCCCCAGCCGCAGCCACAGCCGCCACAGCAGACGCCGCCACAGGCACCGCAACAGCAGACGCCACAGCCACAGCAGACGCCGACGCAGACGCAGGGAGCUGCCCAACAGAACCGAUCCCGCAGUGUGAAGAGGAGGAAGAUGGCGGACAAAAUCCUCCCUCAAAGGAUCCGGGAGCUGGUGCCCGAGUCUCAGGCCUACAUGGACCUGCUGGCCUUUGAGCGGAAGCUGGACCAGACCAUCAUGCGGAAGCGGGUGGACAUCCAGGAGGCCCUAAAGAGGCCCAUGAAGCAAAAGCGGAAGCUGCGCCUGUACAUCUCCAACACCUUCAACCCGGCCAAGUCGGACGCCGAGGACUCGGACGGCAGCAUCGCCUCCUGGGAGCUGCGGGUGGAGGGCAAGCUGCUGGACGACCUCAGCAAACAGAAGCGGAAGUUCUCGUCUUUCUUCAAGAGUUUGGUCAUUGAACUGGACAAGGACCUCUAUGGACCGGACAAUCACCUGGUCGAGUGGCACCGGACCCCCACCACCCAGGAGACGGACGGCUUCCAGGUGAAGAGACCGGGAGACGUCAGCGUGCGCUGCACUCUGCUGCUCAUGCUGGACUACCAGGGAAGGCCGUGGAGAGGCGCUCAUAACUGCCGCUUCAGAGAGUCCCGGAAGGAGUGGACCAUCCUGACCCCUCUCGGUCUGGAUUCAGGCCUGGGUACAGGACAGCCGUGGUUGCGCUCGCCGACGACCCCUGGCAGGAGUGGGGUGGGAGGGCCUCCCCAGUUCAAGCUCGACCCCCGCCUGGCCCGCCUGCUGGGCAUCCACACGCAGACCCGCUCGGCCAUCAUCCAGGCGCUGUGGCAGUACAUCAAGACCAACAAGCUGCAGGAUUCCCACGACAAGGAGUACAUCAACUGCGACAAAUACUUCCAGCAGAUCUUCGACUGCUCCCGGCUGAAGUUCUCCGAGAUCCCGCAGAGGCUGACAAAUCUGCUGCUCCCGCCGGAUCCCAUCGUGAUCAACCACAUCAUCAGCGUGGACCCCAAUGACCAGAAGAAGACGGCCUGCUACGACAUCGACGUGGAGGUCGAGGACCCCCUGAAAGGGCAGAUGAGCAGCUUCCUGCUCUCCACGGCCAAUCAGCAGGAGAUCACCGCCCUGGACAACAAGAUCCACGAGACCAUCGAGUCGAUCCACCAGCUGAAGAUCCAGAGGGACUUCAUGCUGAGCUUCUCCAGAGACCCCAAGGGCUACAUCCAGGACCUCCUCCGCUCCCAGAGCAGGGACCUUAAGGUCAUGACGGACGUGGUGGGGAACCCGGAGGAGGAGCGGAGGGCAGACUUCUAUCACCAGCCCUGGUCCCAGGAGGCCGUCAGCAGAUACUUCUACUGCAAGAUCCAGCAGCGUCGGCAAGAGUUGGAACAGUCUCUGGGGGUCCGCAACACAUAAAUGUCUACCAGCCUAAUUUCCCCCCACCAUCACCCUCCCCACCAUUCCAUCAAGCAUGGACUUUUCUGUGUUCCAUCACCUGACACCCCCUCCCCCACGGAGAACGGACCGGCUCCGUGACUGGCCUGGGGGAGGCCACCACAGCACCAGCAUCACCAGCUAUAGGGUCUGCCUCGCAGCCCCCCUGCCCUCCUCCUCCUCCUCCCCCUUGGCUCCGUGGGCUGUGCAGAGGGAGGCAAGAGGCCACGGCCCACAGCAGGAGGCUCCCAUCGAGAGUGGACAGCUUGCCCCCUUUGCGCUUCGGUGCCCGGGCUGCUGGUUCGGGUAUUCCACAGUGCCCAUUUGCCACAAAAGGUCUCACCCACGAUCAGCCCAGCCGUAGAACGAGAUCUGGGACACAUCCCGUUGCGGGCUGCGUGAAGCCGAUGAACCACGCGCAACCGGGUGCGACGCUGGGGGAUCCUGCAAAGGUCCCGGAAGAUUGGAGAAUUGCAGCUUCCUCCCGAACUGGACCGGCCUCUGACCGGUGGCUGGCUGGGAGGGUCCAUCUACCAGGCAGGGGGAAGGGGUCUCCGGCAGCAGCUCAGAGAGAUCCAGAGGCCGGUGACCCUCUUCACAGCAAGAGCCUUGGGCCGGUCCUUCUGGCCAGCAGGUGCUGGAGGCCGGCUACGGAGCUCUGCCUGGUGGGCCCUGCCGGGACCGAUCCCCAUUGCGGCACCUCCCAAGGCACCAGGGGAAGGGAAGACCCCUCCCGUACUCCCCUGAACCUGUCAGAGUCAGCUUGGACCCCUGGGGAGCCCACCCUGACCAGCCACGGGCUCCCCUGGGAGCAGUUGCGCCCUGCAGGCUGUGGGGUGAGUGUGUGCCAGGCUAGCUGCUGCCAACGGAGGGGGGGGAGGAGGUGGAGGCUUUCGAUUGGGGCCCCGGAGAAGAGGGAGACGGGAAAGGGCAGAGAGGCAGCCAGAGGCAGCACAAUUCCCGUCCCGUGCAAGAUGGGGGUGGGUGGGUGGCUGGGGUGAGCCAGUGUCUGUCUGUCUGUCUGCGUGUCUCUCUCUCUCUCUCUCUCUCUCUCUCUCUCUCUCUCUCUCUCUCUCUCUCUCUCUCUCGCAUCCUCAGCGUCAGGGAGGUCAGAAAAGAAAGCAGACGUGGUUUCAGCCGAGGUGGCCGAUGACUCUUAGCACCCCCUCCACCUGGGGGGAGGGGGGCUGGGCUUUUGAUAGUUUGGAUCAGAAUCGGGCCCUUGGAAUCCUGGUUAGCUGGCAGAGCCUGGAACCCGACACGGGGCAGCCUCCCUGCCUGCCUUGAGUCCCCACGAAGGGGGGGGGCAGCAUUGGACAGCAAGGAAAAACUGGCCAUCCUCCUCUCCUCCCCCUCCUGCUCAGGGGAGGGGCUGGGACUGAAAGGGGCCUUGGGGGGGGGCGCCUGUUUGGUCAUUUCACUGUGUCUGUUUUUAGCACAUGAGUGUCUCAUUGGCCGCCCUCUGGGGGGGGGACUCCCGGUCCCUGGGUGGAGAGGGCGUCACAGGUCCCAUGUUCCACCCCCCCCCACACCGUGGCUGCCCGUUUCUUUGUCGUGUGGUGCCGAGUGAUUUGUAGGAGAAGGUUCAAUAAAAAAAGAGCCUCGUUGCUUUGUAUCUCUUUCA
This is a messenger RNA of Crotalus tigris (Tiger rattlesnake), 3990 nucleotides long. RefSeq names its product SWI/SNF related, matrix associated, actin dependent regulator of chromatin, subfamily d, member 3 (gene SMARCD3). The coding region runs from base 780 to 2348 and encodes 522 amino acids. The transcript is spliced from 14 exons. Gene Ontology annotation, biological process: regulation of transcription by RNA polymerase II. NCBI's taxonomy places the organism in Eukaryota, Metazoa, Chordata, Lepidosauria, Squamata, Viperidae. Gene Ontology annotation, cellular component: SWI/SNF complex; nucleus. The record is from RefSeq and is a predicted model, not a curated record.